This is a messenger RNA of Triticum turgidum subsp. durum (durum wheat), 408 nucleotides long. The record is from the annotation of a GenBank genome assembly. NCBI's taxonomy places the organism in Eukaryota, Viridiplantae, Streptophyta, Magnoliopsida, Poales, Poaceae.
AUGGUUUCGUCAAUGAAGCAGUACAGAGAUGAGGCCGAUGCACCAUCGUCCCUCUCCCUCUCGCUCUCCCUCGGCGCCGUGGCCGACCGCAGCAGCAAGAAGAUACGCCGCGGCGGCGCGGACGGCGAGUUCGUGUGCAAGACGUGCGGCCGCUCGUUCCCGUCGUUCCAGGCGCUGGGCGGGCACCGGACAAGCCACCUCCGUGGCCGCCACGGCCUCGCGCUCGGCCUCACUUCCGGGCCGGGGACCAAGAAGACCACGGACGAGAAGCGGGCGCACCAGUGCCACGUCUGCGGGCUGGAGUUCGAGAUGGGGCAGGCGCUCGGUGGCCACAUGCGCCGGCACCGCGAGCAGGAGUCUGCCACCACGGCGCAGGCGCCGCCCGUUCUGCUCCAGCUCUUCGUCUAG